Nerophis lumbriciformis (worm pipefish) is the source of this 1050-nucleotide messenger RNA. The record is from RefSeq and is a predicted model, not a curated record. NCBI's taxonomy places the organism in Eukaryota, Metazoa, Chordata, Actinopteri, Syngnathiformes, Syngnathidae.
AUGAUGAUCAUCAUCGCGGAGUUCUUCGUGGUCAUCCUGAAGGUGCUGUGGGCUUUCGUAACAGCCGGUGCUAAGUGGGUGGUGCAGCCCAAGGAGAAGAGCGUGGCCGGACAGGUGUGCGUGAUCACCGGGGCUGGAAGUGGCCUCGGGCGGCUCUUCGCCAAAGAGUUCGCCCGGCGGAGAGCCAUCCUCGUGCUGUGGGACAUUAACAGCCAAAGCAACGAGGAGACGGCAGAGAUGGUGCGGCAGAUUUAUCACGAAGUGGACACGCCGACCUCCAAAGAUGGUUCACUAUUUAAUCGAUCCAUUUUGACUCCCCCAGGUGGCGUUGAAGAGGUCUCCCCAUUCCAGCCCCAGGUGUACACGUAUGUGUGCGACGUAGGCAAACGCGAGAGCGUGUACUCCACAGCUGAAAAGGUGCGUCGAGAGGUGGGCGAGGUGGACAUACUCAUCAAUAACGCUGGCGUGGUGUCGGGCCACCACCUCCUGGAGUGCCCCGAUGAGCUGAUUGAGCGUACCAUGGUGGUCAACUGCCAUGCACAUUUCUGGACCACCAAGGCGUUUCUCCCCAAGAUGUUGGAGCUGAACCAUGGCCACAUUGUGACAGUUGCCAGCUCCUUGGGUUUGUUCAGCACAGCUGGAGUGGAGGAUUACUGUGCCAGUAAAUUUGGCGCUAUCGGCUUCCACGAGUCCCUGAGCCACGAGCUGAAGGCUUCGGAGAAGGACGGCAUCAACAUGACCCUGGUGUGUCCUUACCUGGUGGACACGGGCAUGUUCAAAGGCUGCAGGAUAAGGAAGGAGAUCGAACCAUUUCUGCCACCCUUGAAGCCCGAAUUCUGCGUCAAGCAGGCCAUGCGUGCCAUUCUCACAGACCAACCCAUGAUCUGCACGCCUCGCAUCGUCUAUAUGGUCAACUUCAUGAAAAGCAUCCUCCCCUUCGAGGCCAUCGUGUGCAUGUACCGCUUCCUUGGCGCCGACAAGUGCAUGUACCCAUUCCUGGCGCAGCGGAAGGAAGCCAUGAACAACAACGAGGCCAAGAACGGGAUCUAG